Neurospora tetraspora is the source of this 1170-nucleotide messenger RNA. RefSeq lists its product as uncharacterized. Lineage: Eukaryota; Fungi; Ascomycota; Sordariomycetes; Sordariales; Sordariaceae. The record is from RefSeq and is a predicted model, not a curated record. The coding region runs from base 204 to 1082 and encodes 292 amino acids. The transcript has a single exon. Gene Ontology annotation, cellular component: mitochondrion.
CUUUAUCAAAUUCGACAUGGCAUUUCAUACUUGGUGCAAGUUGAAAACAACACAAAAUUAACACUGACUCUUUGUCAAAUCGACAUGGAAAUCAUACGAUCAACUUGAAGAGCCAAUUAUCCAGCCAAUUGGUUGUAUGGAAGAUCUACAACAGAAAGAAACAGCAGAUAUCAAAUACUUGAGCGCAUAGGCUGAAAAUCACCAUGAGGCCCAUGGCUGCACAACUUUCCCGGCUCACACUCGGAGCGCGCCGAUUAUACUGCAGCCCGGGCUCUCAACCGCUCCGGCGCUUCUCCUCCGACCAUGCGCCAAGUCCAAAAGAUACUACCGCCGAGUCCUCCGCAGACCCUUCGCCGGUCACCACUACCCCCAGCAGCAUCACCAACGCCUCAGAUGAUCGAGGACGUACUGAUCCCAACAUUCCACUUUCCAAGUCCUCCAACCACCACAACCUUGCCUCAUUCCUCCAGUAUGCCAAGCGAACCGGUCUCGGUCAAGAAACCACCAUCUUUGUUGGAACACACUACGAAUACACAAUAGCCUCCCUCUUAACCGCGUACGGCUUCUCUCUCAACCGGGUAGGCGGGCAACACGAUUUCGGAAUCGAUCUCCUCGGCACCUGGUCCGUACCGACGGCCGAACGUCCGCUACGAGUCAUCGUGCAGUGCAAGGCCAUUCAAAGCACUCGUCCUCAUCUGAUCCGGGAGUUGGAGGGCGCAUUCGUGGGAGCGCCAGUUGGAUGGAGAGGGUCGGAAGUAUUUGGCGUCUUGGUGGCCUCGAAAAUAGCCACAAAGGGAGUCCGAGACGCGCUGGCGAGGAGUCGGUGGCCUUUGGUGUUCAUCGGAUGCUCGAGGGAGGGGAAGGUUGAACAGCUCUUGUGGAAUCACCGCGCCGAGCAGGAGGGGCUGCAGGGGUUGGGGGUUGCGAAGCGACAUUCUCCGGAGGGCGGGGAGCAGUUGGUGUUGACGCACAAAGGAAAGCAUCUUCCGUUGAUCAAAGUGGAAGGAGGCUUGCCGGAGUCGAGCGGUGCUGAGCAAGGUGAAGCUUCGGAAAGUAUAGAUAGAAAAGAUGGUUCCGCCUGAUGUUGAUGACACAUUUGAGGAUGUGAGAGAUAUGCUGUGUAAAAUGUAUUUCCAUGCCCCGGCUGGGAUACUCGGCAGGUCUUGAAAU